Ixodes scapularis (black-legged tick) is the source of this 1977-nucleotide messenger RNA. RefSeq lists its product as uncharacterized. The record is from RefSeq and is a predicted model, not a curated record. The coding region runs from base 37 to 1977 and encodes 646 amino acids. The transcript has 13 exons. Lineage: Eukaryota; Metazoa; Arthropoda; Arachnida; Ixodida; Ixodidae.
CUUACUUCCAGGUGUGUCGCCAGUUUUCUAUUGGCGAUGGCAACUUUUCGUACCAACGCACUAAUCUACGAUUUUGACGGAGACUGCAAAAAGUUCGGUUUUCCAUUUCCUGCAUGGACUCAGCCUAGAUCAGGGUGGUGGUCGUCUAGCUCUAUUCCUUACCUUGGACAUAGUUACAUUCUUAAAUACGAGUACCAAGAGUUUUUCGCGAAUCAGCCAGCCUGGGUGGAAGAGUACUUUGACGCACAGAAGAAAAGGGCAAAAAUUAUGGCUGUGUCCCUUGGUGUUGAGUUCGCCGACAUUUACGACUACAAGUUACAGAGAGUAACGUCCUACAAAGCAAGGAAGCCAUCUACCAGCGGCUCGGAUCUUAAAACUCAGGUAGAGUGCGGCAUUUACGAUCUCAAGACAUUCCGAUCGAAAUACCUUCAUUUGCGUUUUCCCUGUGUGAAGAAAUACACAAAUCCAUGCGACAUGCCCACUGCCAAUGAAGUUCUAAGAUAUGGCACACCGCAUUCUUACAAAUAUAAAAAUGAAGUUAUCUCCCCAGCAACCCGAAACAUCAAAAGCAAACUCUACACAGCUUGCGUCAAGGAUACAUUUAUAAACGGCACAUACGAGUCCUACUAUUACUGGGGUGAAGACCUUUCUUUUCGAUUUCCAAGUGGCGAAGAAAAAAUGCCUGUUCAUGUUGAGCAAAAAGGCGAAUACUAUGAAAAUCAAACUAGACAUGAACACUACAUCUUCAAGAAUAUCCCUUGGUACCAAAAAGACCCGAAAUUUUCAGACGAUAUGUUUCAGGUACCUAAAUCCAUGCACUGCAAAAACUACACGGAACUUCAUGCAAUUCCUGAAAUGCCAACCUCGUUUAGUUUCAGUCAAGAGGAGUUUGCAUUUACCCUGAAUACAACAGGAUUUCUGGAUGGAGGUUUUUCGCCCCUAUCCUUCAAACAAUUUUGGUAUUCGGACAACCUCACACUUGUGAGAGUUGACAUGAGGCCAUCUGAAGAAGACAAGAAAGGACCUAUUUUGAAUAAAGCUACAGGAAUAAAUGGCCGUGUUUCAGUCGUCAUGGAUUUCAAAUACGAUCAUGUAUUUCUGGCACAUUCUGCGAACGAUGAAUGCCUUAUUUCGGAGGUGGAGAAGGAUUUUUUUCUCUGCUCUAAAGAGGACACAAAAUGUAACAAAAUUAAUCGGGAUGAUCUCUUUGGAAUUUCAGCAGACUUAUCAUACAAGGGAAAGUAUGCUGAAGGUGGAAUCUAUGGAGAGACUUGGUCUCAGCUAAAGGAGCAAACAAAUGGUCCUUCUAAAAAAACGUUCUUAAUCAGACACGAGGUCUCUUUUCGAGGAUCUGAAGUCAAAGAAAAGAAAAGUAGCCAUAAAAAGGUUCUUACGCCCAUUCAAGUGGUAGACUACAAGGAGGAAACCACCAAGCCAGAGAAAGGUGAUUCAGACUUCAAGCAAGACGUCCGCCUUAAAAACUACUACGAGGUCGAUUUUUCUGAACCAGGAGUAGAAGUUUUCGAAAAGCACCCCUGCCUCCAACGCCACAAUUCAACGUUAUAUACACUUGCAUUUGAAGGUCCUGGAGUGGUCGAUAAGAAUAAAGCGCGCUUUCUGCCACAGUUAAGGAGAGCUAUAGAAAAUGUCUGCCAUCCCGAAACAAUGCUGAGGUUCGAGCUUGUCGACUUGCUGAGACCCGAGAAGAUAUCUGAGAAAAUAGUGUACCUGAGAAUCCUUCAGCCGUUCGAUGAGAACGGAACAUCGACUGAGACGUUUGUCUCAAAGAUUACAGAGCUCGUAAACAAGGAAGAGUUCGCAGUAUGCUUCCUAGGUUACACGAUAACUUUAAAUGAAAAAUUAAUGCAAUGGAUAGCAAUAAACGGCUCGUUCGUCGAACAAAAACGUGAAACACCCGUGCCUACUCCAAGCAGAGGAAGUAAAAAAAAUAAUAAAAUUGAAAAAUGCUCUGCAUAA